Messenger RNA from Theileria equi strain WA, 606 nucleotides. RefSeq names its product signal peptide containing protein. Lineage: Eukaryota; Apicomplexa; Aconoidasida; Piroplasmida; Theileriidae. The coding region runs from base 1 to 606 and encodes 201 amino acids. The transcript has a single exon. The record is from RefSeq and is a predicted model, not a curated record.
AUGAAGGUUCUGACUGUACUAUGGACAUUAUGCCUGGUGAGGUUUUGUAGCGCAAUUUGGUGUUGUGGAAAGAGUAAAACCAGCGAUGACGAUAAUGGAGUUUAUGGUGGAUCUGCGGAAAAUCUCAGAAGUCCACCUACACCUGUCACUACUAUUCCAAAUACUUUAGAUCUUGCCAAACCGAAUGAAUCCAAGGUAAAAGUAUACAAAGAUAGUAAGAAUGGAGUGGAACAUACUACAUAUGAUCCGAAACGUGGUUCCAAAAUAACAUCUGUUGUUGACGGUGAUAGGGAACUGUGGAAAUCUUCUGGAAAUGAAGAGUGUGUAUUAGCAAAAUUUCUAUCAAAGGGCGGAAACUCUCCACUACUUGUACUCUUUCUUGCAAAUGGUUACGUGUACUUUGAAAAGAAGGCUGAUGGUUGGACAUCCAUCAAGAAAGAAGAUUAUGAUAAGAAACUAAAUGAAAUGAGAAAUUAUGCAUCUCCAUCAGCAACUCCUCAAGCUUCUCAGGAAGCUCCUGAUUCCACUUCAGAGUCUCUAAAACAUACAGAACAGGGCCCUACCACAAAAUCACAAUAUAUUCCUCAACUUGAACCUGAGUCUUAA